AUGAUUUUUGUGACAGUUUUUAUUUUUUACCUGUUUGUUCAAUCUGAAACUAAGCUGACCUAUGGGUUGCUUCACGAACAAUUACCUGCGGAAGACCUCAAAGAAGCCCGGGACUUCGGCGCGGCCCGUGAGUAAACCUUCAGGUUUGUUCGAGUAAAGCAAUGUUUUACAGUACGACAGAAGUUUCUUGAAGCUACAAUUAAUUCGACAAUUGAAGAAAGGUGAGUUUCGAACUUCUUUCCUUCGAAAAUAAACUUAUUGCAGACUAGAGCUGUAUGACGAAUACUUCUCUUACUGCAACGAUUUGGGCCAAGGUAGAGCCAAAGAAGUUUUUCAAAAAGUUGCAAGUGCAAAAAUGAACAAGGACAUCAAAGUAAGUACUAUUCGCAACGGAAAAGACUAGAAAUUUUCAAGUUAUUGCUGACUCUUGGAAUGACGCCGUUUGCUGCGAGAUUCAUCAAUCUAGAUUUGAAGACCUUGGACGAGGGCAUGAAAAAGCUUUGCGAAAAGUAUGAACUUCAGCUCCAAUGUCAGCUAGGGUUUGGAGAGUCGAGGUAGUUCAAAUUUGAUUUCAGUUGUAAAAAAACCUCAUUCAGAGCUCAAAUAUUGCUGAGAAUUGAAGAGUUGAAAAAUACCGACGGAAACUUGAGAGUUCUUCUGCAAAGACAGUGUCCGCACCCAAACAUUGGAAAUUCCAUCUAUCACUGUUUCUCACGCAAUGUUGAAGAUUGGGCCAGUCCUUGCUUCAAGGUUUGGAACAUUUACCAAUUCAUCCAACUCGAAUCACAGGAAAUGUUGGCUUACAAUUAUACUCGCUUCUCCACAUCUCGCAGAAUUGCUCGAAUUCACAAGAAAGCUGUCGACAAAGUCGCUAACCUCACAAAAGAAAAAGUUGGUGUUUCCAAUUUCUCGAUAUUAAUUUUUCUGUAACGUUUUUUUGGGACUUGGAUGAUGCAGAUCAAUUUCUCUCUAUGAAGGACCAUGUGCAAGCAAUUUUCGUGCCGGCUUUGAAGGAGAUUGCUGAAAUUGAAGGUGAAUUUGCAAAACUGCUGUUGAUUUCUUGAUAAAAAGGAGAACGAUGCGAGGCUUUGCGCUCUGUGAUGAAUUGUGUCAAACCGUUGAUUGAGAACAAAUGCGGCUCUGAAGCGUCUGAGUUCAUCGAAGAUUCUGUUUUAGUUGGGUAAGUGCAUAAAAUUCUUCAUUUUAAAAGAAAACUCAAAAGAAUUCAACUCUUCAGGUACGUGCGGAACCAACGACAACCAGUCUUGGCUUCUCAGUUUUUCGGAUUCGGAGUGGAGACCAGUCCAAAAUGCCUCAAAGUUCAUCCUCUGAUUGACUAGCUUUCUGCUAAAAGAUGUAAAAAUGAGAAAAUAAAUCAAUGCCGGUAAAGAAAGUUUGUUCGUAUCGGAGAAAACUUUUCUAAGUGGUGAUGAAUGAAGUUUCAUUAAUUGAAAGAAGCAAUUUUAUGUCAUAUUAUUGCUCGGAAAAAUCAAAAGCCGCAUUUAACGAAAAAUGAAAACAGAUUGAGGUUCAUUUUGAGGGGGUUUUAAGUCUUGAUUUGAAAUCUGCAUGCCUUAAAGUACAUCCCUGCAAAGUUUCGUCAAACGUCCAAUCAGGGGUAAAAACAGUUCCCUUGUCAGAUAAAAUACAGCCUUCGAGCUUAUGUUGCGGUUCAAGGUAAAACUUCGAAGUUUGCUUGAAACUGAUCUUGAUUGAUCUUUUUUUAAAGUUGUCUUUUAAUGUUUUAUUUUUUUUUAUGUCGUGAUUCUCCUUUUUAUUUUUUUUUCCCCAAUACGAUUUUUAAAAAAACAUUUUGAACCACUUCAAGGUCAAACGUCAUUAUCUGUUCUUCAAGGUCCAAAUUCAAAUUGCGUAUCCCAGUAAAAAAAAAACGGCAACAGGAAACUGUUUUAACAGAAUCAUAUGACGCCAAGGAAAAGAAUGCGGCAAAUCGACAGCGACGCGUGUCUCUGCCAAAUUUCAAUAAAUACCGGUCGAAGCACGGCGCGCCUACCUUCUCCACUAUGUCGAUCGGUUAGUUUUUUACUUUCGCAGUUUUUUAUUAGUGAGUAAAAGAUUAGUUAUUGAAUAAAUUUUUCUAAUUUUUUUUAGUUUAGUGUUCGAUUUGAAGUAAAUAGCCCUUGUCCGGGGUAUAUACAGGUAAAAUGAAGAUACGCAAAAAGAACAGACUGUUUUGAUAGGUUGAAAAUGAGCGGUAUUUUCGGGGUUUGUUCCACUAUCAAAUAUAAUAAAAACAGAUAAACCUAAAAUAAUUGUCCUAUCGCAAGAAUGAUUUACUAAAGUCCAUUUUGAGAAUUGAAGCUUUUUUUGAAUACUUUUUUUGAAAAAUGAGAUAUGAAUGAAAAAAACCCAACAGUCUUCUUUUACCGGUCAACGUAAUAGAUUGGCUUUGAAGGAAUAAUCAAAUUCUUUGUUUUUUUGUCAAAGAGUUCAGAAUAUUUGAGUGAAAUUCAUUUUUUUAAUUCCAGAAGAUGCGCUCAAACGAGAAAAACGCAGUGGAAAGCGUGCAGUGAGUGAGUACCUAUCUUCCUUUUGUAACAUAAAACUGAACUUUUUGAGAAGAAGCCAAGAGAGAUAUAAAACGCGCCGGUAGGAACAUCGAGAACGCCAUUCGCCCACCUUGGUACCGACGAGCUUGGAGUACGUUACAUUCAUUUUCGAAUUAAUUCUUGAUUUUCAGACAGAAUCCGCGACGUUUUCCGACGAUAA
Molecule: messenger RNA, 2730 nt
Organism: Caenorhabditis auriculariae
Lineage: Eukaryota; Metazoa; Nematoda; Chromadorea; Rhabditida; Rhabditidae
Source: the annotation of a GenBank genome assembly